Messenger RNA from Pleurotus ostreatus (oyster mushroom), 219 nucleotides. RefSeq lists its product as uncharacterized. The transcript is spliced from 2 exons. The record is from RefSeq and is a predicted model, not a curated record. Lineage: Eukaryota; Fungi; Basidiomycota; Agaricomycetes; Agaricales; Pleurotaceae. Bases 1 to 219 code for a protein of 72 amino acids.
AUGAUCAAGGUUCUCUCUAUUGUCAUCUGCGCUCUUGCUGGGUUCGCCGUUUCUCAAGAUCUUCCUGUGCUCACCGCACAGCGCUUGGUCAAUGAAAUUAUCAGCGAGUCCCCAUUCAUCGUCACCCGAACGGUCGAAGUGGUUUGGACCCAGAGUCCAAGCAUCAUUGUACCUGAUACAGUGACCACUACUUCGUACGCGAAAUCCAUUGGAUUCUAG